Pseudogymnoascus verrucosus is the source of this 1370-nucleotide messenger RNA. RefSeq lists its product as uncharacterized. The transcript is spliced from 3 exons. The coding region runs from base 117 to 1256 and encodes 379 amino acids. NCBI's taxonomy places the organism in Eukaryota, Fungi, Ascomycota, Leotiomycetes, Thelebolales, Thelebolaceae. The record is from RefSeq and is a predicted model, not a curated record.
CUAUACCAUUAAGCAUUGCCUAGGACCAUACUCUGGUCCCGGAUAUCUACUCGCGGAUAUCGCGACCUACCCAUGUCUACUACCUCCUACAGAACGCAUGCCAGAUACUAUUCCAAAUGGCGUCUCUUAUUACACCACCACCAAUGAACACAACGGACCAAAUCUACUUCGAAACGAGUUGGGCGAUACUAAGCACCAUUGGAUUAAUGAAUGUAUUAUACGGAAGUCUCGUGGUUGGAAUAACAAACAUUUCGCCUAUCACUGUUGUUCCUAUUAUUGUAUCGAUAGCCUGCGCAGUUGCAAAUGGAAUGUGUUACUAUUCAUUCUAUGGUGACUAUCAGCGAAUACCAAGCCUUGCGGCUGGAAUAGUUGCAGAUGUGAUGUGGUUGAUCCAAGAGGCUGGGUUGUCUUUUUACAGUUACCAAAUACUAGAUAAAAUAUUACAACAUCGCGACAGAAGAGUUUUUCUGGCAUGCUUUUGGUCUAUUAUGGCUGCCAUUGUGCUCAUUCGAGCGAGUAUCUUGGUAACUCGUGCACUCGACAACUUUCACAAGUCCUCAUCGAUGCAAAAACUUACCAGCGAUUUACACAUUGGAUAUUUCAUUGCUAUCGCUCUUGUGGAGUGCGUCAGCUCAGUAUUCUUGCUGCGUGUAUUUGCUGCUGCGAAAGAAUCUGCCGUGGCCUUCACUUCGGCAACAAGCCUAUUCCGUCAUUUGACUCGCAGUACUGAAAUUAGGCUUGCCUCUUUGUCUUUGAUUGGCCUUACGAGGGCUGUCACGUACAGCUUCCAAAAUUCGGCACAGAAAGCUACCAGUGUUGCGAGCCAGGUCGACAGAUUUGUAUACACUCUUGAAUGUCUAUUUCCUGUGCUGCUUAUGAUUGAUAUAUUGGGUUCAAGGCUUGUUGCAGCAGAGCAAACGUUUGAAACCUUCCCAACUCAAGACAGUCGACAGAUCGCCAGAAGACAACACGGCAGUGCCGAAGACAACACCUCAGUACCGAACAGCGAUAACACCAAAGCACUGACUUCGCAGUCAUUUUUCGAAAGACGCAAGCUGAGUAGUAGUAGCAAUUCCUCCAAGGUACCGUUGCAUAUUCUAUCAAGCGUUAAGAGAGUCAGAACUGCCAAUAGCCAAGCGAGUGGUUCACAAGAGCAGUGCCCAGAUAUUCUGCAAAGACCAAAGAAUAUUGGUAUUGCGGUUAGUGUGAAUAGACCUGCUGAGUUUGAGGACAUCGAGAUCCAUGAGUGGAAGUAAAUUGAAAAGGUCAACCAUACGUGUAUAAUAAACGGCACGGGUAUAUAUAUUGGCUUAUACUAAAUGUGUAUUUAUUGAUCACUCCAGUAUUAAAAGGCGCCCGGAAUAAAACCC